Lineus longissimus is the source of this 3442-nucleotide messenger RNA. RefSeq lists its product as uncharacterized. Bases 222 to 2498 code for a protein of 758 amino acids. The transcript is spliced from 2 exons. NCBI's taxonomy places the organism in Eukaryota, Metazoa, Nemertea, Pilidiophora, Heteronemertea, Lineidae. The record is from RefSeq and is a predicted model, not a curated record.
CCCCUUGAUAUCUCACUCUCUCAAGGGAUUGACAGAACCAAGGAAGUCACUCUGAUACGUGGACAGUCUUGACAGGUUUCUGAAGAUUGGGGAAGCGAAUGUGAACAACUACAGUAAGGCGCAACUGAGAGCUGGUCACCGAGGAAGACAUAUAUAACCAGGCUAGCUAGACGAAACCCUGGUCAGGACACCAUCUCUAAGGUGUCACCGCUAAGUCCUUCAUGUCUGACUUUGAAGAACCCGAAAGCCCGAUAGGCAGUGUUGAAGACGUUCCUGCAGCUCUAUCAAAUGAAGAACAACCGGCUGUCGCCGCAGAGAAGCCUGACGAAUUCUUGCAGCCGACAAGCGAGUACGACACUGUACCCGCGGCCGCUGCAAAGGGAUCACCGCCAACCGAUUCUGCCGCGGACGCCGACACAAAGUCGGAAGCGGAAAGCAAAGAAGAUGUCCCCGUCGUUUCCCCGACUCCUCCCGGCGCUGCUGCGAAAGACACUGCAGAGUUGAAAGCGAGAGACGAAUGUGAUGUCCUAAGCGGAGCUGGACCAACCGACACUUCUACCGACGCCAGCAAGGAACCAGAAACGAGGAGUAGAGAUGAAGAUUACACAAGCAUUUCGACAGGACGAAAGAUUGCUGACAUCGAGUUUGAGACACCAAUGAUGGCGGACAGGUUCACAGAGUUAUCUUCCGCACGAAAGAUUAUUUAUGGCAAGGAUGACCUCGGAUCCACAGACGAACCAUGGACCUCACAAACGAAGACCUGGAGUUCUCAUAGCAAAGACGAAGAGCCUGAAACAGAGAAAACCAUGUUCUGUGACGUCUUUCGUUGCGACGACUGCACUCUGCACAAGAACAAGCAAGACUCCGACAGCCUCCCUUUAUCUUUAGCAAGUGAGGAACCGCGUGAUGGAGAGAUGUCGCCAUGUUCUGUCUGCCAGAAACCAGGAUGUGGGGUCUGUACUGUUUUUAAAGAGGUCAACCGAUGGUCUGGAACGAUUGGGCCCGAUUACGGGCAGCGAAGCCGCCGGGUGAAGUUUGGAGACUAUGGACACGAAACCGAGUCUACCUCGUCAUCGUAUCGUACCGGAGGAUGGUCAGGGUCUGGGGGUUACAGAAGUAGCAGCAGACGAGGAUACACGAUCGAAACAGUUGAAACAACGACAUCUUCCAACUGGAGCGAAACCCAAACCAGUGCUUCCGAAAAGGACCAGACGUCAGCCUACCCCGAUGCGAUCCAAGAUUCGACAUAUAAAUCAUCCAGCUAUACAACAGAAUCUACCCCUCCAGCGAAAUCUUACUCCGGAGAUGACUGGUCUACGAGUCGUACUAGAGAGACUGAUUUCCGGGAGGGGCCGCGGUAUGAGGAAGACUUUACAACAUCUAGGACUGGCAUCACCAGGUCAAGCGCUCAGAGAACAAGCAAGCCAUACGUUUCAGAGCCGUACGUCGGACACGUUGGUCCGGAACGGUACGACUUGCCGUUUUCCGCAGUUACAAGACCUUAUGCCUCGUAUUCAGGCUCUCCACUGAUUCCGAGCAGGGCUGCGACAACAGCGUUUUAUGAACCACCAACACGAAGAGUAGGACAACCCCUGGGGUACGAAACAGCCACGCCCAGCUGUCCUGUCUGUGAAGACCACGACAACCACAUGAAGCAGCGCUGCGAGAUAUGUCACAUCCCAGGUUGUCGUUACGAAAGUACCUCGCCGGGGCUACACCCAGUCGUGUCGACAUCAUGUUCACGUCCACUCUGGCCUUCAUUGGUCAGCCCGACUUACGAAUCGUCCAGACCUACCCACAUAGAUCUCGACUCAUUGCUGAAGCAGCAUCACUGCAGGAUCUGUCACAUACCAGGGUGCCGGUACGAAAGUUCCAAGAUCGAUUUGGCAGGGCUAGGAGCCAUCGGGCCAGCCGCUUCACACCCCGUCGGCCAGUAUUCGCUCACUCCAGAAUCAAUAAUGCUUAAAUAUGCGGAGAAAACACCAAUAUGUGGGAUAUGUGAACCCGAAUUGAUGAGGCAUUGCAAGAUAUGCCACCUGCCAGAAUGCCGCUACGAAUGCUCAAAGACCGAUUUGGCAGGGCUAGCAGCCAUUCGCACCGGGGAUACCUCUUCGGUCUUAAGGUCUGAAGUAACUUACCCAAGUUUGACGCCGUCCAAAUACGGAAGCGCAGCGUGGCCACCAACGACAGGAACCGGUAGGCCUAUCAAACAAUUUGGAACCCCUACAUACGAAUUCAACAAGCCGCACAACUCACCAACGGCAAUGCCAAGUCAGUCGCUGUCCAAAUCGGACCAGGAUUUCAGACCUUCAGCAGAUGAAAUAAAGUCACAAUCAUACGUAUCCACCGCGACAAAACCACUGAGGACAACAUCGUUCAGAGAUGAUUUUGAGGACACAAAUGACACUGCUCCCGAAUACAAUAAAAAGUACCACGCGUUCAGUGCGCGGUAUUACGGACUUACCGCUGGGGAUUCUGCCGCCGAACUAGAGGCCUAGUGAACUAUAGCAGCAACACCAACUCUGUUGGCAUCGCUUUUAAAAGUUGAAACGUCCUAUACACAAGACUCUUAAAUAGUAUCCAAGCGUCGGCAACACAAUUUUAUGUGGGUGCGUCGUCUUUGUCUGAUUGUGACUUUGUCUCUUGCGCCCGUUCAAACUUCACUUGCCCAAAGCGUCUGUCCAUAUCAAACUGAUUGUGACAUUGUCUCUUGCACUAAUCCGAAAAACGGACAAAGACAAUGUAUGUACCGCAGCCACUCGGAGAACAUCAACAUCAGUGGGUUUUGUAGCGGAUUAUCAUUUGACACUGGUGCAUAGCUGGACUCUUUACAGACUAACUGAGAUAUCGAAGUUCCAUUUUCGAGGGAACAUUCAUCAAGUGAUAUUAGUACAUGUACUGUCAUCUGAUUGGUUGUGACAUGGUCUCUACAGCUAGGGAGACAUACAAGACAUAUGCCUUCCCAAACCAAAUAAUUGCUUGAUGUGAAUUUAAACAGUUUUUGUAAAUCGUCGCUGAUAAAUGAUCGAGAUAUCAAUUGCAAGAACAGCUACUGUCAUCAGCUUGGUUGUGACAGUGUCUAGGACGAGUGAAGACGGCUGGUAACUAUACUAUUCAGAUCUUGGACAUUGUAGCAGCUACUGUGAUAUUAGAGCUUACAUAUCAAAUCUAGAUUUUAGAACGCAGCAGGUAUAGUUGAGUUGGAUUAGCAUUUCAUUGUGUAAUGUGCAUGCCUACUAGGCUCGCCAGGAGACAACGUGCAUGCUCUGGUAACUUGAUAUAUAUGUCAAGAACAGAAACAUGUCGCCGAAAAGUCGCAGCAGCUCCUGGUGGGUAUACUAGUACCUGUAUGUUUUCGAAAUUCUAUUCUUUAUGGUUUUGUUUAUUUCGAGAACUUAUUUUCUUAUACAAAAAAAAUUCCGAUAUCUGUUAUGCACAUUUA